Molecule: messenger RNA, 984 nt
Organism: Trichoderma virens Gv29-8
Lineage: Eukaryota; Fungi; Ascomycota; Sordariomycetes; Hypocreales; Hypocreaceae
Exons: 2
Coding region: 1-984 (327 amino acids)
Biological process (GO): vesicle-mediated transport; mitotic spindle elongation
Cellular component (GO): Golgi membrane
Source: RefSeq, a predicted model, not a curated record
AUGUCGUCCGGGGCGCAGGGCUGGGUGCGCGACCAGUGGAAGACGUAUCUGCGGUGGAGCGAGAAGAUGAUGGCGGCGUUUUGGAAGCUCUCGCUGCUGCAUCGCGCGCUGGUGGUCUUCGUCAUUUUGCUGGGAUGGACGUUUAUCAUCUUGUCUAUAUUGUACUCGGAGGCCUUCUUUGCUUGGCUGGCGACGGUGUCCAAGUCAUGGCGCGAGAUUCCUGGAGGCUGGCUCAUUGCCUUUAUGCUCAUCUUCGUCACCUCGGUCCCUCCCAUCGUGGGAUACUCGACUGCCAACACCAUUGCCGGCUUCGUCUACGGAUUCCCCAUGGGCUGGCCCAUUGCUGCGUCGGCGUGUAUCAUCGGCAGUUUGACUGCCUUCAUGGCCUGUCGGACGGUCUUGAGCGGCCAUGUCAACAAGCUGAUUGGCAACGACCACCGCUUCGUUGCGCUCGGCCAGGUUCUGCGCAGAGAUGGAAUCCUUUACCUGACGGGCAUUCGCUUCUGCCCGCUGCCGUUUAGCUUGAGCAACGGCUUCCUUGCUACGAUUCCGAGCAUAUCCCCUCUGUCGUUUGUCAUUUCGACGGCAUUGUCAACACCCAAACUCCUCAUCCACAUCUUCAUCGGCAGCCGCCUCGCCAUCAUCGCCGAGCAAGGCGAUGCAAUGCCCCUCCGCGACAAGAUCGUCAACUACACCGGCAUGAUCAUUGGCGGCGCAAUCGGCGCCGCCGCCGGCUACAUCAUCUACCGCCGCACCAUGGCCCGCGCCGACGAGCUCGCCCGCGAGGAGGCCAACAUCAAUGCCGCCGAGGAGGGCGCCGCCGGCUACGAGGACACCGACACCCUCAUGGACCCCGAGGAUGCGGCCGAUGUCAUGGGCGAUGACGACGUUUCGCUGUGGGACAACCAGGGGGAUGAUGGCUGGGGGGAUGCCUAUGAUGAUGAGGACGAUACCACGAAACUGACAAAGCUGAAUAAAGACUAG